Betta splendens (Siamese fighting fish) is the source of this 3273-nucleotide messenger RNA. RefSeq names its product male-specific lethal 3 homolog. Gene Ontology annotation, cellular component: NuA4 histone acetyltransferase complex; nucleus; MSL complex. The coding region runs from base 107 to 1765 and encodes 552 amino acids. Lineage: Eukaryota; Metazoa; Chordata; Actinopteri; Anabantiformes; Osphronemidae. Gene Ontology annotation, biological process: chromatin organization; regulation of DNA-templated transcription. The transcript is spliced from 14 exons. The record is from RefSeq and is a predicted model, not a curated record.
CCUUCCCCGGGCUGAAUGGGUGGGAGUUUCCUAACCGACAGGAAAGGGUUAAGCAGUUUAUAGGGUCCGGAUCGAUGCGUCCUCUCCCACACGUCGCCAUGAACAAAUGAAUUCGCGGGGAAUUAAAUAUCAAUUUCACAAAGGAGAAAGAGUCCUGUGCUUUGAACCCGACCCCACCAAAGCCAAAGUCUUGUAUGACGCUAAGGUCAUUGAUGUCUUGAUAGGUACAGAUGAACAUGGAAGAAGAAUCCCAAAGUACCUGAUUCACUUCAAUGGUUGGAACAGGAGCUGGGAUCGCUGGGCAGCAGAAGAUCAUGUCCUAAGGGACUCUGAGGAAAAUCGUAAAUUACAACGUAAACUGGCUCGCAAAGCACUAGGUCGCAUGAAGAGAAAGGGAUGGGCAAAGAGGCGUCGUCGUCAGUCUGGUACUAAAUCGUCUUUAAAGACUCUCCCAAAGGAGGACGACAGUGAUGACGCAUGUUUGAUUUCAUCUUCAGAGAGCAGUGAAGGGGACGAUUCUGACCCCGAAUCUUCAAACAGUGGGGACAGCACCUUCUCUGAGGACAUUAACAAAAUGCGGGUUGAACCAGACUUAAAUGUUAAGAGGGAAUGUGAGGAGAAGAUUGUGCAUGUUGACAUUAAUUUCCCUGAUAUUUUAAAGAAGAAAUUGGAGGAUGAUUGUUUUUACAUCAACAAGCGAAAGAAGCUGGUGAUGGUUCCUUGCCAGAUGAAUGUUGUGCACAUCCUAGAGUCCUAUGUAAAGCACUUUGCCAUCAACAAAGCUUUCAUGGCCAAUGAACGGUACCGACGACAGCAAAGCACAACACAGAGCACCAGUCCACAGCCAAUCCCUCCAGAAAAGAGGCAAGAGCUUUGUAAAGAAAUGGUUGACGGCUUAAGAAUUACGUUUGACUUCACCUUACCCAUGAUCCUCCUCUACCCAAGUGAACAAGCACAGUUCAAAAAAGUUAGCUCCACCAGGCUUUUCAUGGCCAUGAAUGAAAGUUCCCCCUGCUCCAGCAAUGCCCAGCGAGAACGCAGCCCAAGCCCAUUGGGACACAAUCCUCCUACCCCUCAGUCCACAGAUAGCCAACCAGCACUGAGCGACAUUUCUGCCACUACUCCCACAGCUCCAGCCCCCACCCCAAAGCGUCGGCGCCACCCUGACAUGGACUGUAUCUCAUACCAGUCUCAGUCCCUGAGACGCUCAACUAGGAACACAUCUGGAGGUGACCGCCCAGCUGAAGGAAGCAGUGGAGGUGGAGGCAGUGCCACAGCAUCCCCACAGCUCAAACGCCGUAUGGUUGACACCACAUCCCAGCCCAAAUUCUUCCUUAGUCUUGACAAAAAACUCUAUAUUUCUGCCUCAGAAACCCCAGUGCACAGCGGCUCAUCUUCCCCGUUACCCUUGACACCAAGCAAAGAACAAAGUGGUCCCUUCUAUGGCCUGGAGAGCCGGAGAAACAAUGAGCUUAAUGAGGUCUUAAGUUGGAAGCUCACUCCUGAUAACUACCCCUUGAAUGACCAGCCUCCUCCACCUUCCUAUCUGUAUGGAUCACAGCACCUUUUGCGGCUCUUUGUGAAGCUACCUGAGAUUCUGGGAAAGAUGCAAAUCCCUGAGAGGAACCUUCGAGCCCUGGUCAAACAUUUGGAACUUUUUCUCAGGUUUCUGGCAGAGUUCCAUGAGGAUUUUUUCCCAGAGUCUGCGUAUGUGUCUGCAUCAGAGGCCCACUACAGCAUGAAACAACCGAGACCAGUUUACUGAAGGAGAUGAUGUCCGAUGCAAUUCUCUCCUCUCGUGACUUCCUUCAACUACUCUUAACCUCUCUGUGUCGGCUCCUGCGCUGAGGAAUAACAGGAGCGUUCUCUGGAGUUUUUCCUGCUUUCUCAGACAUCUUUCUUCUCUUGUGGCCUCACGCUGCUUUUCUUGUCUUGUGGCACCAGAUGCAUUUACCAUGCCACUAACCCUCGCCUGUCUUUGUGGUAUUGUUCUGUCUGUGAAGCCUGUCCACACCGCCACGCUUCAGUUUACUUCUCCAAGGCAGGUGUACUGUGUUCCGCUUGCUGUCCUUUCCUCAUUGUCAUCUGUUAAAUGUUUAUCUGGCCCACAUGUUUUCAGACCCUGCUGAGGCCAGGCACCUCCAGCUUUAGCCUCUGAGACAUGAAUGGUUUACCACAAUUAAAAUGCUGGCAAUCACUCAGAGGAGGAGGCACACACCAUACUUGCUGUUUGUCAAAGCCUGUUCUCACCUGCUGGAAUAUUUUGUCCUGUACAUGGAAGAAGAGAGAUCACAGGUUUAAAAACUUUGUGUUCUUCUCCAAUAAACUUAUUUUCAAGGCAUUUUUUGCUGCUUUGAAGAACUUGGCCCCUUUUUGUGUAGUGUUUUUUUUUUGGCAGCAUAGCCAGAGUUCAUCUGGAUAAAAUUCCUCUUCCUGUUUUGGAUAUUUGCUUUCACUGAGCAAUUAUAGCAUUGUUACAUUUAAACACAUCCAGAAGUGUUUUUACCCCAGAACACAAUUUCAACACAAAAACACUAUUUGUAGUGAGGAACUGUAUUGUUUUCUUCCGUUGUCUUGCUUUUGCUGUUGUGAUGUGUGCCAAAAAUAUGAAUAUGAAUGAAGAUCAAUGUUCCUUAAAUGUCUUUAAGGGAAUUUUAAUCUUCAUUUAACCAGAACAAUACACUUGAUUUAGUUUGUACAGUAUAUGCAAAAAGGUUGUUUUGACCAGCUGAGUUCAGUGAUCAGAAAAUAAUGAUCGUGAUACACUCAAAUUCAUAUCUAUGCGUCUCGUCAUGUGAUGCCACUCAGGCAUCAGUCUGGUUAUUCACAUUAACAUGGUGAAAAUGUUAAUACUAAAUAUGAACUCUGUUUGUCAGUAUAUUGUAACAUUCUACUGUUAAUACCUCAUACUUUUAUUUACCUGCAUUGGUGAGCACGCACCCCACGAGAACCUGUUAAACAACACAUUUCAGUUUUCUGUUAGCUGUAAGCUUCUAUUGUUAUGCCCAGACAUUUACUUUGCAUAGCCAAGUCAUUGGUUCUCUUUCUUUUACUUGAAAUAAAGGUUUCCCUUUCGUUUAUGUAAGGAUGCCAUGAUUGUAUGUGCUUCUACUGCCCCAGCCACUUUCAGUUAUUGACGUCAUACCUGUGUGAUAUCCUGUCGUAUCCUUUCUGAUCUAAGAUGAGUUAGUUGGAAGCAUCAAAAUGUCAGCAUUUCAGUUACCUUGAAUUUGCAUGUCACUGGUCUCCAUGUGAUUAAAACUUUUAAAAAUG